Molecule: messenger RNA, 1239 nt
Organism: Entamoeba histolytica HM-1:IMSS
Lineage: Eukaryota; Evosea; Mastigamoebida; Endamoebidae
Exons: 3
Coding region: 1-1239 (412 amino acids)
Source: RefSeq, a predicted model, not a curated record
AUGAAUCCUUUUGGGGAAGAGAACCACCAAACGAUUGUUCAUCUAAGAGAGUUAGUUCACACUUUCUAUUCAAAUAACAAUCCAACAAUACGUAAAGAAGUAGAACAUCAACUAACACAAUACUUAGAAAGUGAUAGUGCAGGGAAACUACUUCAACAUGCAGUUCAACUAGGAGACCAAGAGCUUCUCUUUUUUUCAUUAAAUGCCUUUUAUAAUUUUAUUAAAAGAAGGAGAUUUUCAACUGAAAUAAUUCAACAACUGUUGCAACAUAUUAUGGCUCUUCACCAACAGUCAAACCAAUUACCUAUAUUCUUAUUAAAUAAAAUGAACUCUGUAAUUAGUUAUACUAUUGCAAUGUACAUAUUACAAACAAAAUGCAAUCCAAUGAUAGUGUUACAAUCCUAUUCAUCAUUAGAUUUACAAAUUCAAUUAUUACAUGGGAUAUAUGAAACUAUUGAUAUAUUACCAUAUGACCUUUCAGUUCAAUUACAAAAACUGAUAACUUCGUUUCAAAAAGAAAUUAUGACAACGUUUAUACAAACAAAUAACCUUUCAUCUAUUUUAAUUUUAUCUGAUGCUGUUCAGUAUUCAUCUACAUUUCCAAAAGAAUUACUUUCAUCUUUAUUACAGAUAGUUUAUUUGUCAUUAAAAAAUUCUACUUAUGUUGACUAUUCAUUAGACUUAUUUUCAAACUUAUUUAUACGAGCUUCAGAAUUAAUUGAACAACCUUUUCUUCAAAUGACAACUCAAGUCAUUCAAUUAAUUAUUCUUUUACAAACACCAAACGCAUUGCAAACUUUGAUUAAUUUUUCAAUUGCAUUUUAUGACGCACCAAUCCUCAUUGAUAUCAUCCCAGUAUUAUUACAGUAUUGUUCUACUUCAUUAGAAAAUUGUGUUGAUGUGAUGGAGUUCUUUGAAGAGAUGUACACUUUAUAUGAUGACACUCCUGAGCUUGAGAGUUCUCUCCAGAAAUUCUCAAUAGAAUAUUUAAAAAUAUUAAUACCAUUAUGUUGUGUACAUUCUUUUGAUGAUGAGUCUAUUGUUACACGCUCUAAACUACGAGCAGGAUUAAAUUGUAUAUCAGAAAUCUCCAAUUCCUUAUAUUUUGACUGUUUAAAGUCAUUCUUAAUUCAAAACCAGUCAAACCAAAUGGUUGUUGAGUCAAUUUGUUUCUUAUGGGAAGCCGUAGAUAAAUUACCUCAAGAACUAGCUUCAGUACAUAUUCAUCGCCCGAAUUGA